Nomia melanderi (Alkali bee) is the source of this 1663-nucleotide messenger RNA. RefSeq names its product glutaryl-CoA dehydrogenase, mitochondrial. NCBI's taxonomy places the organism in Eukaryota, Metazoa, Arthropoda, Insecta, Hymenoptera, Halictidae. Gene Ontology annotation, molecular function: fatty-acyl-CoA binding; glutaryl-CoA dehydrogenase activity; flavin adenine dinucleotide binding. The record is from RefSeq and is a predicted model, not a curated record. Gene Ontology annotation, biological process: fatty-acyl-CoA biosynthetic process; fatty acid beta-oxidation using acyl-CoA dehydrogenase. Gene Ontology annotation, cellular component: mitochondrial inner membrane.
UUCAUUUCGGCAAGAUUUAGUAAUCGUGCGAAUAUCGCAUCGACGAAACAAAUAUUUUCUGAAAUUGGAAAAAGACAAACACGAGAAGGAAGAUACUAUCUGACUUUAAGUGGGGCAAAGGUGAUCAUUGAUAAGCGCCACUCGUAGGAAUCGAGAAGCCAGUGUUGAGUUGGUUCUUGAUUAUAAUGGCGGCCAUCACGCAGAAGCUUCUUUCGCGAUGCUGUAUGUUUCGCCAGAAACCUUCGCUCAGGCAAUUUUCCACCUCAUCCACCGAUGUCAAAAAGGCGGUCUUUAACGUGGAGGACCCCUUCAACCUCGAGUCAGAGUUGACCGAGGAGGAAAUCCAGAUCAGAGACCAGGUUCGCUCGUACUGCAAGCAGAGUCUGGUACCACGAAUCACAAAGAAGAAUCCUACCGAGAGCUACGAGCAGCAUAACAUCAUGUCGGAGUUGGGUCAAAUAGGUGUGCUGGGGUGCACGAUCAAGGGUUACGGCGGUUCGGGGGUGUCUUCCGUUGCCUACGGACUCGUGGCCAGAGAAUUAGAGUCUGUCGACAGUGCAUACCGAUCUACUUUCUCGGUUCAAUCCUCCCUGGUAAUCGGCGCGAUUUAUAAACACGGGAGCGUCGAGCAGAAGGAAAAAUUCUUACCGCCACUUGUUUCCGGCAAAGUGACCGGUUGCUUCGGGUUGACCGAGUCGAACCACGGUAGCGAUCCAGGAUCCAUGGAGACUCGCGCUACCUACGACAAGAAGAGGCAGGUUUACCUGUUGAACGGGUGCAAAACAUGGAUCACGAACGCCGUUCCCGCGGACGUGCUGGUCAUUUGGGCGAAGUGCGAGGACAAAGCGAUCCGCGGAUUCAUAGUUGAGAGGGCAAACAACGAGGGCAAUCUGACAACAGAAAAUAUACAGGGUAAGCUCUCGCUGAAAGCUUCGCAGACGGGGGUGGUCACGAUGGACAACGUGGUGGUGCCGCCGGAGAACGUGCUGCCGAACGUUCAGGGCUUGAAAGGACCGUUCGCUUGUCUCAACGACGCUCGGUACGGAAUCGCGUGGGGCGCACUGGGCGCAGCGGAAACCUGCUUCAAGGUAGCCAGGGAGUACGCUCGGGACAGACUACAGUUUCACAGGCCUUUGGCGGCGAACCAAUUGAUACAGGUGAAGUUGGCCGACAUGAUGAUCGAAAUCGCGUUUGGCCUUCAAUGUUGCCUUAAGGUCGGGCGACUGAGAGAUCAGGGCAAAGCUACACCGGAAAUGAUCUCGAUGAUCAAGAGGAAUUCGGCUAUGAAAGCCUUACAGAUCGCAAGAACUGCUAGGGAAAUGCUCGGUGCCAACGGAAUUAUCGAGGACUACCAGGUGAUGCGUCACAUGAUGAAUUUGGAGACCGUGAUUACCUACGAAGGCACGCAUGACAUUCAUGCUUUGGUACUCGGCAGAGCCAUUACAGGCAUACAGGCCUUCAAUUAAGGGUCACCUGCGAUUGUAAUCUAUCAUCUGGGAAACAUCGAUUUAUUUUAUUUACAUUUGUACAUGCCUUUGAUACGUCUCUUGCGGGAACCGAAAGCAUUUCUUACCAGUCUCUCGUGUAACCGUUAAAAUCCUUGCGAAGAACGUUGUAAAACUAAAAGAGAAUGAACGUAAGAAUGCCGGAGAAUCUUUGUCGC